AUGUCUCAGCGAGGUAGUCCUGGAAAGAAAGCCACAGCGGCGACGACAACCCUGAUCGCCGGUGGAGGAGCAGGAAUGAGUGAGGUACUUGCGUGUCAUCCACUUGACACCAUAAAAGUCCGCAUGCAGUUGUCGCGAAAAGCCGGACUCGGGUUAUCAUCAAAAGGAAUGGUUGGCACUGCAGGCGAAAUAAUCAAAAAUGAGUCUCCUCUGGGUUUAUAUAGAGGUCUAGGUGCUGUCAUAGGGGGUAUUAUCCCCAAGAUGGCAAUCCGGUUUACUUCAUAUGAAUACUACAAACGGCUCUUGUCCGACCGACAGACGAUGGAAAUUUCAAGGAAAGGGACGUUUAUUGCUGGCCUGGCUGCUGGCGUUACUGAAGCCGUGACGGUUGUCAACCCGACUGAAGUGGUCAAAAUCCAGCUCCAAGCUCCACACAUAAGCCCUACAGGGCAAAUUGUUCCGAAAUAUCGAAGCACCUUUCAUGCCAUCUCCUCCAUCGUUCGACAGGAAGGUGUUGGGUUUCUUUAUCGCGGUGUGACUCUGACUGCUUUGCGCCAGGGCACAAACCAAGCUGCCAACUUCACCGUCUAUUCGGAGCUCAAGUCUAUCUUGCAGCGCUUACAACCACAAUAUAGUGAAAGGGGAGAGCUCCCGUCAUAUCAGACUACUGUAAUUGGGCUGAUAUCGGGAGCGAUGGGCCCGUUUUCAAAUGCUCCUAUUGACACUAUUAAGACCCGGCUGCAGCAGACCCCUCCGGUGCCAGGACAAAGCAGUCUAUCGCACAUGGCCAGAAUUGCCACUGAUAUACUACAGAAGGAAGGCUUCCGAUCUUUUUACAAGGGAAUCACACCUCGCGUCAUGCGGGUAGCUCCCGGCCAGGCAGUCACCUUUACUAUGUAUGAGUUUCUCAAAGGCAAAAUUGAGAACUCAGAGUUCGUGUCUUUGAAACAGACUAUUUGA
Molecule: messenger RNA, 960 nt
Organism: Talaromyces rugulosus
Lineage: Eukaryota; Fungi; Ascomycota; Eurotiomycetes; Eurotiales; Trichocomaceae
Exons: 5
Coding region: 1-960 (319 amino acids)
Biological process (GO): succinate transport; fumarate transport
Source: RefSeq, a predicted model, not a curated record